This is a messenger RNA of Salvia splendens (bonfire salvia), 872 nucleotides long. RefSeq lists its product as uncharacterized. The transcript has 4 exons. Bases 222 to 536 code for a protein of 104 amino acids. NCBI's taxonomy places the organism in Eukaryota, Viridiplantae, Streptophyta, Magnoliopsida, Lamiales, Lamiaceae. The record is from RefSeq and is a predicted model, not a curated record.
GGAAAAUUAAUUAGACAACAAUGUGAUAUCGGGAGUUGAGAGUCUUCACAACCACGGCCAAUUGCCGCCGCAUCCUAUCGCCGAAUUUCAAUUUCUGUGCACCAGCAAGAUGAGCACAAAUGAUCCUCAAUCCAUGGUAAUUGAAGUAGAAAAUCUCCGGACUUUCCCCCAAUGAGCAAGCAGGAAAAGGUGUACGAUCAUAGAUUCCAGCGAACCGAUCGAUGGAUGCCGGUUUACUCUCAAUCGACACAGAUGAGUUGAUUAAGUCCAAAGACGUCGUCGAUUGGCUCACGGCCAACCCUGAAAUCAGAGACGACUACAUUAAAAAGUGUCAUGUCAAAAUCCUCAAGCGCAAGGAAAAACAGGGACUUAUUAUUGCUAAACUACCUCCUUCAAACGUUGAUCAGAAUUCUGAAUUCAAAGCUCUUUCUUCACCACAUUUUACUGGCAAUAACUUAAGCAAUAUUCCUAAAGACAGCGAGCUAUAUAAAGCAAAACGCAGUGAGGCUCUCCGCAAGUAUGAGAUAUCUAUCUGAUUCAGUUUAAUUGAGCUGGAGAAACAAUUGAUGCCACUCUUUGGUAAACAAGAAAAGCAGUAAGCAUCUCACAACCUCAGCUUUCUGGUUCUUAUCUUGCUAAUGACGAACGCCCAUCUGUUUACCUGCAAAACCGAUGCUGUGUCUGUUAAUUUAUAGUUUAGAUUUUCCACAACUUUGAUGUAGUUAGUGUAUGAUUACAAAUUCACUGUGUAGAAGCUUGUAACUCUAAGUAAUGCCUUAACUUGUACUAUCUUUCUUAUUUUUUGGUGAUAUUUAUUCAUUUAUGAGGGUGUGGUCUCCACCACCAUUCAUAAAAGUAUUAAUUGCUUAUUA